Messenger RNA from Pelobates cultripes (western spadefoot toad), 7944 nucleotides. NCBI's taxonomy places the organism in Eukaryota, Metazoa, Chordata, Amphibia, Anura, Pelobatidae. The record is from the annotation of a GenBank genome assembly.
ACACUGCUGAAACAGGGUCAGCAGCCGAAAAUGAAGAGAAAUCCUCCUUUUAUACCUUGGGAUUCAAAAUACAAAACUGGAAAGGAAGGUUCAGGCCCUCCUGGGAGAUAGACACGGGUGACCUUUUUAAAGUGAAUGCAUCAGUCUCCCUCAGAAGUCAGUCUCAAAUCCAGAAAAGGCUAACGUUGGGCUGCACUCAAUUAGGUCGACACACAGUGUUCCGGAGACACUCAGAGAUUGCCACUGUGUCUCACUCUCUAACAAUAGCGGACACCGGAGCUGCAGUUAUAAAUGUACAUACACUGACCUCAUUUCUUUACACACUUUAUCUUUUAUGGAAGUAUUUUGCCUCAUAUUUCACUAUUUCUCCUCUUACCCACUAAUAACUGCAUUAACCAUGUCAGUGUCUGGAUACUCUGGGGCCUAUCUAACUUCUAAUCCUUGGAGGAGCCAUUUUGAUUGACUGGCCUGUUCCAGACAGUUACCUUGUAUUAUUUAAUCACUUCCUGUUCUGUGAAUGUGUUUAUUAUAUUGUUUUUGUAUUAAGUCAAGCGUUUGAUUAUGAAUCUUAAGCUUUUAAACCAUCACUGUGUGCUGCACAUCAGAUAAGGGAAUAUGGCAAUCAUAUUUUUUUCCAACAGUCUUUGUUGGAGUAAACCAGCAGCAAUCGCACCUGUUGUCUGGGUCACUUUUUUCAGAAUGUUCCUCUGGCCCCUUCAUGCUCUUAUUUUGACCUACAGCCUAUGGGUACAAAUACAGAACUGAAACUGACACCCAAGUAAUGGAGUUCUAAAGCCAUUUAUGUUCUGUGUAAUCGCUUCGCCCUCCAACUGCUCGUUGAUGCCUACAAACUAUUUUACUGUAUGAUUGUUUGUCCUAGAACUUCAUACACAUCACAUUUCUCACUUAAAGUGACACUCUACGGCUUGUAUCAUGCAGUGGUUUUGGUGCUGAGAUAUGUACCUGCAUUGCAUGAAGUGUAAGCAUUGCUGUUUGAGAGAAAAGGCAAAGUUUACCUUUGUCAGUCUUCUAGCGGUUAAUCAGACAAUCAAUCAGCCAAUCAAACAAUUGGUACAUUCUAAAGAGGACUCUAACAAAUGUACAGUCUUCAUGUUUGGUGUCAUGACGACACCAAGAGCAGGUAAGAGAAGUAAGAUAAGUAUGCUUCUCUCGGUGGAGAAUCCUAUUGGCGCAACACAUUGAUAGUCUACAAAUGCGUAGCAGGGACCUCAAUGAGAGAAGCAUUUGGGUGGCCAAGAUCAUCCAUCUAGAUCAGGCAUAGGCAACCUUCGGCACUACAGAUGUUUUGGACUACACUUCCCUUUGAUGCUUUGCCAGAAUUAUGGAUGUGAGAGCAUUAUUAUCCUCAAAUGAAGGAGUAGCGACGUCCACUGCAAUCCCAAGACAUUGCUCGAUAAAAGGCAAUUGUAGCUUUUUAACUUUACUUUCUACAGGGCGCCCUGAAGGCAACAGAAGCAUUCUAACAUUACAAAUACAUAUCUGUGUUGCUGAGUUAGUAAACACCAGUAUGCUUUUUUUGGCAAAAAGUCCAAAUGUUGAGAAUAGAAAAUAUAAACAAUAUUUGGUGCCUAACGUCAGUCGGGCUCAAGGCAGCAUUACACCAAACGGCAAGAUAUCAAAAACCAGAUCCGGAAAGAAACAACGGGGCUAACAUGAUAAAUGUAUAUUGAGAUAGCUCUUCAUUUACAUUUUUACUUAAUUGUGAUUAUGUUAUUAACUGGUUUUGUUUCUUUGUAUUUGUUUUUACUUUGUUUGUUCUAAUAAAGCAACGUAACACUUGGAUAGAGAAACAGUAAUACAUUUAUAGUAUACCGAAUCUAAAAGACAUUUAUUUUAUUUAUAGUGAUUGGCAAGGGGCAGACGAUAUACUUUCUGCAACGCAAAACAAUCCUGUGUUAUUUACACUGCGGAGGAAAUUAAACUCCAGGGGGCUCAAGAUCUCAUUUCUAAAUGUGCCCAGGAGGAAAGUCCACUGGGUACAAAAUGUCUACAGAAGGAAAACACUAAGCAAACAAUAAACAGAAGGAAGAUAAACUUCAUAAUUAAAAAAAGCCAAACCAGCAAACAGAAAAUGUAAUUACAAUCAUUGAACGGCAGCUGGGGUCAGAUCUUAUGAAGAACUUUUAACCCUUUCAUCACUGCAGGACACUGAUGAGAAGAUCCCAGAAGCAUUUGUGACAGGCGCCUCGAUAGUCUGUAAACUAUAAAUCAUUUAUAUCAAUGUCAGUGUGUCGUAAUUAAAGGUAUCGUUGUAUAAUCUGCCUCAAAAGCAAUUAAGUAUAACUAGCAAUGCUCUUUAGGCUAUAGUUUACCAUCUUAAAUGUUUGUUUGAAAUGAUUGAAUAAUUAUGUCUUCGAGGAUACAGCAUUUUUAAAAGGAGCACAGUGUACCACUUGGUAAUUACUGACUACUCAGAGAGUCUUUAAAUACAUCCUCCCUGUCCAUACAAAUCUAAAUCUUUGCCAUUUUCAUUAAAAAUCUAUCAGCAUCAGUAUUAUGAGUGAUAUUUUUUUAUUUAAAUUUGAGAGCCAGCUGGGAGAAAAAAGAUAGGUGCAAUGAGCAAACACUCCACCACUGAAAUAAAAAAAACCUCACUGUUUAGUAGAUACACUCCCAAUGAAAACAUGUAUGCAUUUAAUUACAUAUUUUUUUUUCAAUAAGGUAUAUCUAAAAACAGUUUGUAAAAAUUUCAUAUCUCUUGUCUGCAGCCUUUGCAAGCCCUCCCCUUCUAACCCCGCCCAGACUUUCUGUUGCUGUCCAAUCACAGACUUCCCAAUGCAGCUCAAUGAGAAGUCUUUGCAAGGCAGGUGCUCUGGGGAAUGGCUGCCUCUUGAGUUUAGCUCCACUGAGCUAAACAAACCAGGAAGUAACAGUAACAGGUUGUCUGAUUGACAGCAAGAGGGGUGUAACAAGGUCAAUUUAUAAAUGUGUUAAUUUAUAUUGAAAUCUGCAUUUUUUAUAAAACAGACACAAUCCACACAAACAGCACUUCAAGGAGCUGAAGUACUGUAGGUGUUUGGAGUGUUACUGUAAGGUUAAGAAAAAAGUCACUAAAAUUCAGAUAUUUCCCAACUCAUUUUAUUUUACCAAACUAUAUGCUACAGAAAAUUCCAAUCUGAUUGGCAAAAAUGUCUACACUAUAUUUAUAGCUGAGUUGGAGAAUUUGUUGCAGGCCAAAUCUUGCCAUUCAGAGCUUAUUUUAUCUCAAAUCUAAAUUUAGUCAAUGACUCUGACUCGCUUAUUCUCUGAAGUACGAAUUGAAAUACACCAUUGAAUUAACAGCAUAAUAAAAUCAGACCACAAUCAAAAUGUUACGGUUUGUCUGAAAGAGAAAAAUAAAAUAAUACAAUCAGAUUGCAAGAGCUCCACUCGAUUUGGCGCCCAGCCUGUGACCAAAAUGACCAACAUUUCCAGUGGAAAGAAUGCUAGAAACUAGACUAUAACUUGGUCUACAACUUGUUCUGCUGAGAGUUCUGGGAGUUGCAGUCCUCUUCACUUUUAGUGCGCACAUUAGGUACAGUGAACAUAGUUGACCCCUAUGCAAUAAGAGCAUGACAUUAGAAUACGGGGUACACUGCUGUACCCAAAACUAAAAUGAUGUGAUCCAUUCUAAAUGACGCUAUAAUGGCACUGAGCGCUUUUUUAAUUCAGCAUGUUGUGAAAGUCGCUGUUUAACAUUCCCAUGAGUUACACAGUGAAUCCCUCUCUGGUAUUUAAAGUGUUAAGUGCGUUACAGCGGCCAUGGAUUCACCCUCCAAAAACAUGCUAACAGCUCGUUCAAAUCUGCGGCUGGCCAGAUGCUGCGUUAGUUCAGCAUUGAUUAUUUCACUGCAUUUUAAUUGACAAUGUGCUCAGUUAUGUGCAAUCUAAUUACAGAAUAGCCAAGUGUUGCAUAGAUAUGUAAAUAUGUCGAAAAAAUUUGUUCUAACCAGCACUUUCGGGGGAACUGAUGGUAUUUGCCAUUUUGGGAGCAUUUGGCAGACGUCUGAUCUCCCCGGAGGAUGCUGUUUGCAGUAAAAUGAUCUCACGGUUUUUCCUUUCACGUUUCCCGAUCCAGUUCAGAUGCUUUCACUGUGUAUAGAGUUUACCUGGGGUUUGGUUACAGUGUCUGUUUCUAUUUGUUGGAACGCAGCAUCAAUGAAACAGCUGAUCCCCUCUUGACUUUUUUAUGGUCGAAGAAAUGAGUCUUCACAUUCCUGCAAACUCGGGGCAUUGUUAGUACUUAAACCACAUAUCCGUCCUUUCAGAUAUUGUCUAUUUGUUUGACUUUGUGAUGUCUAUAUUUGGUUCCCACUGAUGACCAGACAUGAGUAUUUAUGGAAGAAUCCAAAUCACUUUGUAUUUUGUGACAUUGUUGAAAUACGGUAAGUCUUGUGAUGAAGUUGAUGAUGAGAUAACUCUUUAAAUAAGACUUUUUACAUUCCUCACACCUUGUGCAGAUUCUAUAAAGAUGGGAUUUUGGAAGCUUUGCCGUAUUAAUGCUAUGUAGGCCAUUGUUUGAUGAGACUCUUACCAAAACUUCCAAAGCUGUGUCUGGUAAAUUAUGGUGUCAAACGUCUUUUUUAUUGUGCAUCAUCAAAAUACUAAUAUAAUCGCCCACAUUUAUGCCAAGGAGCAGUUUUGCUGAAUUUCUCUGCAGUUGUUGAGGCUUUCGAGAAAGUUUAAUGUACAAAUGAAAGGUUCCUGUGCUAAUUAAGGGCAAUGGAUUUACUCUAAAGACUUUUGUAUGAGAAUACAAUACCCAUUUUAACAUUCUAUGUUUCACAUUGUUAGCUAUUGGUAUGGUACAGGUAGCUUUGCCAGGGAAAUCAUAAUACGCUGCUGGCAAGAUAACAUGGAACCAGACAUCAAGGUGGAGGGGAUGAUAUAUGAUUAUAGAGAGUGGGAAGUCAAGUACAUCAACUUAAAUAGGUCCUUUGUUGUUACCUUUUCAGGACCAGACCCUUGUAAACACACACACACACACACAAAUAAAAACAAAGACACACAUUUAUGAACACACACACAAAUAUAAACACACAGACACACACACAAAUAUGAACACACACAAAUAAGCACACAUAGACACUCACACUCCUUCACUAUUCAAAAAGACAAUAGAAUUCACGAUAUAGAUAUAGAUAUAUAUCUUAAUUGUAAAUGUGUUAGAUAACCCACCAGUCUCUAUUGGGAGAGACUGGAGGGUUGUCUAACACAAUCACUGGAUAGAGUUAAACUGGGGAAAUAAGGACUAUGGCAAUUUAAAUAUUCCAAAUGCAUACUGAAUUAUUAACUUCUUAUAAGGCCCCACUAUCCCAGGCACUGUAUAACGCUUAGUAAUUACAGUACAGAGCUGUGGUUUUAUUUAUUUAUUUAUUUAUAAAAUAUUUUUCCAGGAAAGAUACAUUGAGAUUUCUCUCGUUUUCAAGUAUGUCCUGGGUCCACAAAACAUUGCAUUGUUACAUUAGGUCCAACAAAAUACAAAAACAAUAUUAAUACACAAUAUAUACAAAAUGUAACAUAGAGCAGGUAGGAAAUAUAUAAUCAACCAUGACACGUGCAUUCUGUUUUGAGGUAUGUAGAGAGGGAUCUCUUAAAGGACUUUAGGCUUGGGGAAGAUUUGAAAGUGUGCAAGAGGUUUAAAUGCAGUGCAAUAAAUAAUUACAAGUAUGUGUAUAUAUAUCCUAAGCAUUAUUUAGUAUUAACUAAUGUUGGGCUUCUCGCUGCUGUUGGAUUCACCAGAUUUUCAUGGGUCAAAGCAAACGAGGUGAAGAAACUGUAAUUCCAGAUUUAUUGCAGGAUAAUGAAAGCAUUUCUUUGCUCUGUUAUUUUAUGCAAUAUCUAUCCUGUUCCUGCAGCUCGAUGACACUGAUAUACAAUCCUCAUAACACACACUGAUCAUGGAUUCCAAAUAUUACAUUGCAAAGGUCAGGCCAUUUAUUAUGCUGAUAGUUUAGGGUGAUGGGUGAUGGGUUCGUCUGUUAUUCUCUUAAUUAGGCCAGUAUACAUAUUAUAUACAUUGCUCAACUCUCUUCUGCAGUUUUUAUAUCUUUUCUGUCUGGUGAACCUUAUAUAUUUACAUUUUUAGUAUUUUUACUUGAAAGAUUGCAUUAUUCUAAUAAAUAGUUAUAUAUUAUGCUGACUGGGCUGUUUCAGGAGCAGCAUUGUAUCUGGCGACAUAUCUGAUGUGGCAGGAGAGUAUUUGGCAUAGGUAGCCUCUGUCUUAAUUGUAACUGACAUCAUAUGAAGCCGUAUAGUCUUUAUAACUGGUGUAGGACUCCAGGGUCUAAUAGCAUGUCCCUUUACUCUGCUCAUCCUAGAGUCAGAUGUAAUAUUUUAUCAUUUCAUUUCAUUCUGUGUAAUGAUGGGAGCAUCCAAUGUCAGAUAUGACCUGUUUCUAAAAUUGUGAUUGUUAUCUGGACAUAUUUGCCGAUCAGUUUCUUGGUAUGAUAUGCACUCCUCCUCUUUGUGUGGGAGGAUUAGGGCAGUAGGAGCUCAUGGACAUGGCCUAUGUUAGAAUUAUUACACCAAGAUGUAUGUGUAAGCUGCAGACAGCAGAGUUCAGUCAAAAUUCCUUGUUAGAGUAAAAAUGGGUUCUGACUCCCUAAAUUUUUUUCCUUAACUUAUGUUUAGGAAUGCAAGGUCUUCCAAAUUCCCCCUGCUACCCCGUGAAUCAAAUCUCAGUCCUCAGAUUGUAAGCUCAUGGGCUAUUUAGCUAAGCACUUUGUAUAAAAGAGCGUAAUAGUUAGAUCUCAGCUCACGGCAGGGCCCUCUUUACCCACUGUGUUUGUCUGUGUAUAUUGUACGUUCUCCCUUAAUUGUACACCGCUGCAGAAUAUGCUGGCGCUUUAUAAAUGCCAGUAAUAAAUAAUAAUAAAUAAAUAAAACAUAUAAUAGGGGAAGUAGUGGACCAAGGAUCUACACAUUUUCUCUCACUAGGUGCACAAUAUACAAACUAACAUCAUACAUUUGUUAUGUUUGUGAGAGAUACAACAAUCAGAUUAAUAAAAUUCAAUUCACUUUAUUUUUCUAUAAUUUUAUUUUUGGAAUUAAUGCAAUAUAAUAUGAGAUAUGUUUCUGAGUGCUUUAUAAACUUCACCCAGUAGUGAGUACACAGCUACGUGUGGCCAUUCAUAGAAUACUUUGAAUAUAACCUUCUACAUUCUGAAGUUAUUCCAACAGGAUGACCUGACAUGUAAAUCUGACCCCCGGGCUCUGUGAAUUUUGCCUUUUUUUCUUUCAUUUAUGUGACUUUUUGUCUCAUAUUGUUUUUUUUGUUUUGUUUUGUUUCAUUUGGUUUUUUUUUUUGCGAUUUAAAAAUCAUUUAAUGCAGCAUUAGGCAAACUAAGUCAUAUUUUAACAAAUUGUAUUUGUAAGAGGGAUUUUCUUUAACCUUGUAGGAUAAUAAAAUGCUACAAACUCUCUCCCCUUGUUAGUCGCUCCCUGGUGUAACAAUUGUCCCCUAAAAAAAUCUAUCACUGUCUCUCUGUUCAGAAAUAUAUUUCACUCAAGUGUAAAAUUUACCUUUGCUCCCGGUGAAGGUUUGUGAAAUUCCCUUAGGACAAUAAUGAGUGGCAUAGCCUAUGGCAUAACCGAUAAUAUAAGCCAUAAAUCUUGGAAAUGAUGGCUUUACUAUAGAGAAUAAAAUAGAAAUGUAUAGCAGGGGCAGUUGGAUGGAGGCCAGGAAAACACAGCGCAAUGAGACAGAGAAUAGUGAUGGAUUUUAUAGAGGCUUGUAAGUGACAUUUCCCUCACAAUAUAAAGACGUGCUAUUGCUUUUAUUUUUGUUUAUGAAUAUUAUUAUUUUUUUUACUUCCUUUAGGUGUGUUUUGCCUGUCUCACGAAAGCCAGCAGAACUGUGACACUGCCUGUCUUGUUCAAUGCCCACCGGGCACUUAUUAUGAGUCUGGGAACUGCUGGGAAUGUCAGUCAGGAUAUUAGUGA